Molecule: messenger RNA, 801 nt
Organism: Alternaria burnsii
Lineage: Eukaryota; Fungi; Ascomycota; Dothideomycetes; Pleosporales; Pleosporaceae
Exons: 1
Coding region: 1-801 (266 amino acids)
Source: RefSeq, a predicted model, not a curated record
AUGCCGUCGGUCCGCCCCCGACCAACCUCCCUUAUCAUACCUCCCACAUCGACAACUCUAUGGCGCGCCCCCCGUCCACCCACGCCGCGACGUGCGACCUACCCGUCGAUGUAUACGUCGAUCAACUUCAAUCAUGAAGCUCCUCCCGUGCCAGCCUUAUCCUACUGGGACCCCGAUACGCCGUCACCAUUCGUAUCUAUCCGCUCACGAGACUCGUCAGACUCACCAAUGAAUCCGUAUCUCGCUCCAUCACCAGAGUCCUCAACCAACCACCUGUACUUAUUCCCUAGGGCGACACCCCUUCUUCCUGCGUCUCCACUAUCCAUGUUUGAUAGUCCGCUUUCACCAAGGGCACUAUCAUUUCUCCGUACGCCUACGCCCACACCAACCAGAACGACGUUCCUGUUACCAGCCUCGCCUCUUCCAGUAACCUCUCCAUUCCUAACCCCGAGCUUUCUGUUCCCGCGGACGCCGCCCCCUUUUCCAGAACGAAAGAGGAAGGUAUCCGUGUACGACGCUGUCAGGGAUAUCGCGGAAAGGAAGGGUAGCGUUGGUAGUAUGGUGAGAAUACGGGAGAUGAUGAGGUUGGAGUUCUACCAAUCGCUGUUCCUCAAGAGACAGAAGGAGAUGGAUGACCGUUCAGAUGGAAAAAAGAAAGGAGAGGGAGAUCGAUGGAAGAUAAAAGGCAUCUGGGGACGGCUGGUUGGCGGGAGAGACAACCGGUUAGCCAUGAAGGAGAAGGAGAUAGUACUAUUUGGAGGCCGCAUGAGAAUGUCUAGGCUUCAAGGCAUAGGCUUUUGA